Molecule: messenger RNA, 943 nt
Organism: Nannochloropsis gaditana CCMP526
Product: mg(2+) transport atpase protein c
Exons: 1
Cellular component (GO): membrane
Source: RefSeq, a predicted model, not a curated record
AACAGGGCACAAUUGUGCAUUUAUUCGCGGCGUGGGAAGUGGAAGAAUCACAAAGAGGAAGGUGGCGGCAUAGGAAGUUGAGUCACUCCUCGCGUAGCGCUCCUCCGAGCGUGUUUUCACCAUACGCAGGGAUGGGAGAGGCACGGCGCAGCAACCAUGCACAUUCUCAACGAGCUUGUCGGCUACAGGGUAGCCGGGUAUGGCUUGCUGCAGGGAUGUUGCUAUCUUACGCAGUGUUGUCAGUUGCCUUUCACCUGUCUCCUACACGGGUCACGGUUUCAGCGCUAGUGGCACACCCAAAAAAUUCUUUCCCACCCUCGCGAAGGUCGCUGGUGCCAUCGAUGGUGUGCGCAGCAAGAUCACGUACGAAUGUGGGCAUGGUCCGGAGCCGCUCUGCCUUGUUUUAUCCGCGGCACUGCCGAGGGGCCGUGAAGAUGCACAGCAGUGCAUUAAGUAGCCUGGGAAUAACAGAGUUCGAGAUAAUCACCCGCCUGCUCAUGGCAACGUUCGCAGGUGCCUCCAUUGGCUUUGAACGUCGGUAUUCGGAGCGUCCGGCGGGACUACGCACGAUGGCUCUAGUCUCCCUGGGCGCCGCAAUCUUCACCAUCAUCAGCCUGGGCAUCCCGGGAGACAAAUCGCGCAUGGCGGCCUCGGUGGCCUCGGGCGUGGGUUUCAUCGGGGCCGGCGUCAUCUCGCAGAAUGGCUUCGAGGACUCCUCCAGGUCGGGCGGGCGGCGCAUCCAGCAAGUGAACGGUUUGACCACGGCCACCGCCAUCUGGGUCUCGGCGGCCCUGGGCGUCUCGAGCGGGGCGGGACUAAACCUCCUGACCUUCAUCGGGGCCGCGCUCGCUGUCUGCGUCCUGCGCGUCGGACGCUUCACGCGCAUGAUCCGUUUACGCCGACGCGAUUUGGCCAGUCUGGCGGAGAGGGCCUUCAGUCUCAA